Messenger RNA from Fonsecaea nubica, 573 nucleotides. RefSeq lists its product as hypothetical. The transcript is spliced from 3 exons. The record is from RefSeq and is a predicted model, not a curated record. NCBI's taxonomy places the organism in Eukaryota, Fungi, Ascomycota, Eurotiomycetes, Chaetothyriales, Herpotrichiellaceae. Bases 1 to 573 code for a protein of 190 amino acids.
AUGGGUCCUGACCACGGCGUCCUCGGUGCGACAUUCAAAGUCACUCGGGCUCUUCAGAUGGCAUCCAUGAUCGCCGUCAUUGGAAUCACAGCCAAUUUCAUUUCGGAGAUGGUCAACGCUGGAGCAACACCGCCUUCGGUCCUCGUCGCUAUCCUGAGCAUUGUGUGUAUCGCUGUGUUGUAUUGUGCCAUCACCGUCAUUCUCUACUUCGACAACAUCCUUCCUUUCCUGAUCAGCACUGGCAUCGACGCUCUUUUUCUCAUUGCCUUGAUUGUUGUUUCUGUUGUCGUUGGCAAGCCACUUUCAUACCUUAACUGUGUGAUUCUGGAUGAGAUAUCCAAUGCCACGUCGAGCGCAUACGACUUUACUUCGGCACUCGGUAACAGUCUCAAUAAGGGUGGUAAAGUCAAUUAUUCCCAGUGGAUUGGCACUUCCAAGGCCACAUGUUUGGAAAUGAAGUCCAUUUGGGGCUUGAGCAUUGCACUCUGCAUUCUAUUCACCUUUUCUGCGGUGAGCACUGUCUGCCUUUGGAAGAGAACAAAGAAGUCGAAUGCCGACAAGAACGAGGCUUGA